AUGCAGACUUGGGAGCACGCUUUUCUCUGCACCUGCGUAUUUUAUGCUCUUGGGGUUGAAGCAGUCUUGCCAGCUACUCCAGCCACUGACACUUUAUUCGGUCUAAACAUCAUUAAUGAUACACACAUCCUCCCCCUCGCAUUCGACCACGAUGGAUUCCACUUUUCCGGCGAGGUAGACACUAGCGUUGAAACUUACAAUUGGGAUGAAGGAGACUACGAGACCACCGGAGAAUGCAUGAACAUCUUCUCUGGCAUCGUCACAGAUCAUGAAGAUCUCGCCCAGGUCGUUCCUGUUGACUUCAAAAAAACAGGCUUUCAGACAUACAUUAAGAUGACCAUAGAUGUUAUCGAACAAGGGGUACCACCUUUAACAUGGGGGGAGCUGCGACACCUGCUUGACACAAAUUGGCCCCUAUAUUACAUGCCUGUGUAUGAUGAGCAUCCAUUCUGGUUCAACGUUACUAACGACGCCGGCGUAUUCCUAAGACUGACUUUCGAUCGAAUGCCGGUCACGAAUGCGGACAUUACGGCCGGUGAUGUUGGUGUCCAUGCAAAACUAUAUCAUGAGAACGCCCUGAAUCCCGCAGAUGUGCAAUCAGUUUUAGAUCAGGCCAUCGCGGCAUGGAGCCAUCAACUCGAUGUGAGGGUUAGUGAGGAUGUGGUUCUGACUUUCACUAGUAAUGACGUUACGAUGCUUAUCCAGGGAGAGCACAAUGGAGAGCCACGGGGAUGGAAUUAUGGGAAGUUUUCUGACGGUCUAAGGGAGCUUAGUAAAUAUUACCGCGAUACAGGGGAGUACUGUUCGUUUUGGUCGUGGAUUGGUUAUCAAGACCAGAGUCAGGCAGGGGGCGUUACGACGUUGGAUAUCUGGGGCUAA
Messenger RNA from Bacidia gigantensis, 879 nucleotides. RefSeq lists its product as uncharacterized. The coding region runs from base 1 to 879 and encodes 292 amino acids. NCBI's taxonomy places the organism in Eukaryota, Fungi, Ascomycota, Lecanoromycetes, Lecanorales, Ramalinaceae. The transcript is spliced from 2 exons. The record is from RefSeq and is a predicted model, not a curated record.